This is a messenger RNA of Halichondria panicea, 3090 nucleotides long. RefSeq lists its product as uncharacterized. Lineage: Eukaryota; Metazoa; Porifera; Demospongiae; Suberitida; Halichondriidae. The transcript has 16 exons. The record is from RefSeq and is a predicted model, not a curated record. Gene Ontology annotation, molecular function: protein binding. Bases 121 to 2961 code for a protein of 946 amino acids.
GAUUAUGUUUAUAGGAAAGGGGCGAAAUUAGUGACAGAGCCAGAGGGUACCGGGUUGAGCAAUACUUGUGUGUUCGAGAAAUAAGGGGUGAAUUUGACAGAGUUUGAACAAAGCUUCAGAAUGGCUACUGAACAAGAUUCAGAUGCUCAAAAGAAGCUAGCCAGGGACUUAUGGCAGGCUGUAGACAAUAAUGACGUUACCAAAGUUAGGUCCCUGUUGGGACAGGGGGCAGACCCCAACCACCAGCUCUACUGGAGUGACGAGUGGGCGGUUAAGCCUCCAUUACACAAGGCUUGCUGGAAGGGCUACCUUGAGAUUGUGAAGACACUUGUUACUCAUGGAGCUCGUACUGAUAAAGGUGAUAGGAUUGACAUGACUCCACUUCACUGGGCAUGCUGGGGAGGUCAUAAAGAGGUGGUGCAGUACUUGAAGGAGGUCGGGUGUAGCACUGAUGUGAGGGAUAAUUAUAACAUGACUCCUCUUCACUGGGCUUGUGUGAGAGGAAGUAAAGACCUAGUACAGUAUCUGGUGGAGGAGCUAAAGAUGGAUGUUGAUGUGAGGAACAGGUGGGGCCUAACACCACUGCACGAGGCUUGUGAGAGAGGACAUAUACAACUAGUGAAAUACCUAGUUGAGGAGGGCAAGUGUGAUGUUGAUGUGACUGAUAAUGGUGGCGAGACUCCUCUUGACAGUGCAGUACGGUAUGGUCGCACUGAAGUUGCUGACUAUCUCAAGUCUGUAGUCUCCACUCCUGAACCAGAUACUCCAAAUAGUUCCGAACAACUUCCUUCCACUUCUUCAAAGGAUGAUCCUAACCUAACCUCAUCAAAUCUUCUAGUCUCAGGACACCGCAAAAGAUUAUUGGGUUCAGGUGAAGAAGUUGAAACUCUGUUAAAGCGUCCAAAGAGUGAUGUCACUGUACAAGAACGUAUCUCUAUAGUUCAACCACAUGAGACGAUAGUGACAGCGACCGCAGCUCAGUUAAGUCAAGAGUGCUCGAAUGAAGCUCUUCUCCAGUUGUCUACUGAGAUUGCUGGCUAUGACACAUACAAGCACAGGCUGGGCCUCAGUGAUGCUGAGAUUGGUGCUAUCGAUCAGAUCAUUGUUAAUAUCCCUGGGAGAUUUCACGCUGCUCUAAAGAAGUGGAAGAGUAAAAGCAUCAUUCUUGACAAUCCAUCCAAUUCAACAGCUACUUACGAUCGGUUAGUGGAAAUUGCUACAAAAAAUGAGGACGGAAAGGCAGUUCGCAGCAUUCACAAGGCCUGUGUGGAGCAUACCAUUCAACCACAUGAGACGAUAGUGAUAGCGACUGCCGCUCAGUUGAGUAGUGAGUGCUCGGAUGAAGCUCUUCUCCAGUUGUCUACUGAGAUUGCUGGCUAUGACAGAUACAAGCUCAGGCUGGGCCUCAGUGAUGCUGAGAUUGACGCUAUCGAUAAGUGUCCUUCCAUGGUUGAUAAUAUCCCAGGAAAAUUUCUCGCUGCUCUGAAGAUGUGGAAGAGUAAAAGUAUUCUCGAAAUGUAUCCACCAGCUACUUACAGUCGAUUAGUGGAGAUUGCUACAAAGAUUGAGGAUGGAGAGGCAGUUCGCAGCAUUCACAAGGCCUGUGUGGAGCAUGCCAAUCCUCUAGAGCGCAAAAGAUUAUUGGGAUCAGGUGAAGAAGUUGAAACUCUGUCAAACCGUCUAAAACAAGGAGAAUCUCUUGUGGAAAUCACUAACAAAUCUAUGAAGUUUAGCAAUUUUGGAAUUAAGAUUUCUGUCCUGGAAAAUUCGCUACCUGAAGGUAUCGAUACGUGUGUCUUACACAUAUCCUUUGAGUUAUCCACUAACUUUGAGACUCCCGCUAACUCUGAACUAGUCAGUUCAAUUUAUCAUAUGAAAUGUGAGCCCAAAGUGCAGUUUAAGAAGCCUCUCACCUUGGAAAUACAACACUGUGCGAGUUUAAACUCUGGCCAUCAACAAAGGCCUGUCUUUGCUCGAGCAACAGAUCAAAGUAAAAAGUUUGAGAUCCUGGAGGGUGGACACUUUCCUAUUGGUGAACGCUAUGGAUCCAUCCAGCUUACUCGUUUCUGUUGGUUUAGCAUUUUAAUUCGUAAAGUAUUUGGCAUUCCAACUGAGAAGAUGUACAGUGCAUUGCUGUUCAGAAAGAACUUGGCCCGUGACAUAAUUGACGUGAAAUGUGUGGUAUGUCAGGAUCUAGCAACUCAUGUACAGGUAAUUCGAGAGGAGCUAGAAGAAAAAGAUAGAUUUACAAAAGAAAUGGAUCUUGAUGAAAUUCAAUUUGAAAAUGCAGUGAAGAUGGAGCUGCCUUCAGAGAACCCUGAGCUUUGGACUGUUGAUAGAGUAUCAUCCACUCUGUCCAGAGAUCGAAUUGAGCGAUACUCAAAAGAGUUGGAUUCUAAUAGACGACCUGGAGUUGUUCCAGCCAUCCAUUGUAGAUUUAACCUGAAGGCAAUGUUUUGUUCUGAAUCAGUAAACUUUUUGCUGAUGAAAACCGAUUUAGAUGAAGAGAGCCAUCAUUUGACCCUACGUAUUUCCUUACCCCGCACUCUGGGAAGGAGUGACUCAACCACACAGAGAGGAUCAUCACAAGAGGAACAUCCUAGCAGAAAUCAAAGAGGAGACACUGCACAACGGUCGUCCAUUGUUCUGACUAGAGAUGAUAUUCUAACAAUUUGUGAAGGUCUCAAGAAUGCCAGCAAAGACUGGUUCGAUUUAGGGUUGGCUCUCGGAGUGAAGAAUAAUGAUUUGGAAAACAUUGAAGAUGAUUACCGCCAUAACAAACGCCGCCUAAUGAAGAUGGUAACCAAGCGUCUUGAAGUCACUGAUCCAGAGCAUCCGAUGACAUGGCCUUACAUAUGUGAAUGUCUAAGGAGGCCUACUGUUGAGCGUAACGAUGUAGCCGAGGAAAUUGAAGACAAAUACUGGAGUUGCUUGAAAGGGACGAAUAAAGAUGUCAAGUAAAGAAGCAUGCAAGAAUGUCAAGUAAAGAACUAACUCUGUGUUGACUAUAAGUACUGACUAUUAUAAUGCUCUGUGUUCUGUGUUUGAUUAUACCACCUUCUAUUUUAUAAAAUUUCAUUUCCAGCUUUC